Messenger RNA from Rosa chinensis, 1572 nucleotides. Its product is annotated as LRR receptor-like serine/threonine-protein kinase FLS2. The coding region runs from base 1 to 1572 and encodes 523 amino acids. The record is from RefSeq and is a predicted model, not a curated record. Gene Ontology annotation, molecular function: protein binding. NCBI's taxonomy places the organism in Eukaryota, Viridiplantae, Streptophyta, Magnoliopsida, Rosales, Rosaceae. The transcript has 7 exons.
AUGGCAGCACAAACCAAGCUUAACAUCACCACAGAUCGGUCUGCUCUUCUUGUUCUCAAAGCCCGUAUCACCAGUGACCCUCAAAACAUGAUCUUCAUCAACUGGUCAACCACUACUCCUAUUUGCAACUGGGUUGGGGUCACUUGUGGUGCACGCCAUCAUCGAGUCGCAAACUUAAACCUCUCUUACUUUGGUCUCACAGGCACCAUUCCUCCGGAGUUAGGAAACUUAUCAUUUCUUGUUAAUAUGGACUUCAGCAAUAACAAUUUCCAUGGUUCCAUACCUGCUACAAUCUUCAACUUAUCUGCUCUGCAAAAAAUAGAUCUGAGUGAUAACCAACUCUCAGAAAUUCCAAAUGAGAUUGGCACUUUGAAUCAUCUGGAAAAAUUGUAUGUGCAAGACAAUGCCUUAAAAGGGCCUAUCCCUAUGACUAUCUUCAACAUCUCAUCUUUGACUAUUGUAACUUUCUAUGGUAACAAUUUGAACGGUAUAAUUCCUGACAAUAUUUGUCAAAAUCUUUCAAAUAUUCAAGGGUUGAAUUUGGGUGCCAAUCAAUUUAAUGGUCCACUUCCUUCCAUAUUUGGGCAAUGCAAACAACUUCUUCGAUUAGACUUGGAGGAUAACAGCUUGACAGGUCCUAUACCAUAUGAGAUUGGUUAUCUUCCAAAUUUAGAGGAAGUGGGGCUCAGUGAGAAUAAUCUAAAUGGCCAUAUCCCAUCCUCAAUCGUCAAUAUCUCCACAAUAAAAGGUGUUGAUAUAACUGUUGCAAGUCCUAUACCAUAUGAGAUUGGUUAUCUUCCAAAUUUAGAGAUAUUGGCGCUCCAUCAAAAUAAUCUAAAUGGCCAUAUCCCAUCCUCAAUCUUCAAUAUCUCCACAAUAACAGGAUUAGGUCUCAGCUUCAGUCAGCUUUUAGGUAGCCUCCCAGCUGACAUAGGCCUUGCGCUUCCAAAACUAGAAAAGUUUUAUGCAGGAGCGAAUCACCUCAGUGGAGUAAUCCCCAAAUCCAUCUCCAAUGCUUCUGAGCUUCGGAGUCUAGACCUGGGAGGUCUUUCUUUGGCUGCCAAAUCACUUGGGGGUCUUUUAUGCUCUUAUUGCCCUGAAUUGAACUUGAAGGAAUGGAAUAACAUACUGAAGAGCGACUUAUGGGAGUCGUCAGAUAAGAGUAUCAAUUUUUUCGAUAGAAGAAAGAGGUUGGAAAUGACAACCUCAAAUUGUUAUGGAUGGCUGAAGGUCUCUUACAACCUGAAGAAAAAAAAAGAAAAGAGAAUGUUGAAAGAAGUUGGAAAUGACUACUUUGAUGAUCUACUCUCAAGUUCAUUUCUUCAACACCGAUAUGGCAACGAUUUCAUCAUGCACGACCUUACCAAUUAUUUGGCAAAGUUUGUAUCUGGAAAAUUCUGUGUUAGACUGGAGGACAGUGCCUCCUUCCAACCAAGAGUUGAAGAAGCCUUGGCAUUUGCGAGAAGUACUUCAUAUGGGCUUCAUAAUAUUGUCUAUGUCGAAGAUGCUUUAGAGGUCAAUAUAGGGGAGAAGAAGUAUCUUGAUGGACUAAGUUUCUUCAUGAAGAGGUGA